Phragmites australis (common reed) is the source of this 1604-nucleotide messenger RNA. RefSeq lists its product as uncharacterized. Lineage: Eukaryota; Viridiplantae; Streptophyta; Magnoliopsida; Poales; Poaceae. The transcript is spliced from 4 exons. The coding region runs from base 141 to 1604 and encodes 487 amino acids. The record is from RefSeq and is a predicted model, not a curated record.
UCCCUCUCUGCCUCUCUCCAAUUAAUACGUGAUGAGCAGCUAACUAGCUAGCCUCGGAUCGAUGAUGGGUUCUUGAUUAUCAGCUUCUUUUCCAUGGGAGAGAAAGCUCGCUGAGAAGAAGGCCAAAGCAAGGAAGAGAUAUGCAGAUGAAGGACGUGGUGGGCGCAGCGGAGAAGGAGGGUCCUCUUCCUCAUCUCCCUCCUCCAGAUCAGUUGGUGGACAAUAGAGAUGAAGAGAAGGGGUUGCGUCCAGCACAUCAGCUCCUCCUAGCUGCACUGGAAGAGAUGGGAAACUCACAGGACAACGCCAUAGAAGGUGGAAAUGCUCUUGUGCCAGUCGGUGGUAUAGAAAUGGGGAUUUUCCAACAAAAUCUGCCAGUUGAGAAUUGCGCGAGUAGCACCGCGACCGUGAGCAAAGGGAGAAAUAUAAAACUGAAAUUUGACCUCAAGGUGUCAGUAAUCCUCAUCACAAUCUCCAUGAUCCCACUGAUCGACAUACUCUGCCUCCAUGGAUCCGCUGCUAAGAUAGAUCUGACUCUGAAGCUCUCGGCAUUCUUCGCUUUCACUGCCUUCCUAUCUGCCAUCAGCCUCUUGUUCCACACCUUGAAACUGAUGGCCAUUAAAUCAGCACGGCUCAUCCCCAAGAACCUGUCCAGGGCUUCUAAGAUCCUCUUCGCCAUAGGCGCGGCUUCGCUCUUCUUGACAUGCAUAUCGAUCACCUAUUCCCUCCUACCCAAGGGCAAGGCCUACUACUUCCUGCCUCUUGCGUUGCUCCCGUCACUCCUUAUCGCCGGAUUUCACUUCCUCUAUUGCGCUGAUACUGAUCACGGGGAGAUCAGUUCAGCGCAGAGCAAAGCUCGCAAGAAGGAGGUAAAGCGCGCAACCCAGCUCAUCUUGUCGCUGGUCUCGACGUCCUUCUCUGGAUUCAUUGGUGUUGUCUUUGCCAUCUACCACAAGGCACCUAGCCUAGGCGCAGCCUAUUCGCAAGUCGAAGUCCCCGUCUACCUCUUGCUCGGCGCAGGCGUCGCCGGAAUCUUGGCAUUGCUGCUGUGCAGGAUGCUCUGCGGCAAUGGCGAUUGCCGGCGGUCGGGAACAUGGCAGAGGGCAAUACUCUCUGCAGCAAACAUCGUCAUGAUUGCCGUUCAUGUGUCGGCUAUCCUCAUGAUCGCCGAAACUAUCUUGCACGGGCUACUAGUAGCCGCCGUGUUCCCAGUCGUCGCCGGGGCUUCCGCAUGGCUGGUCGUCGAGUUCUUCACCGCAGCAGGCGAGGACGGUGGGUGCACGGAGACGGAGGACGGAAAGGCCGCGCAUGGCACGAUGUACGUGAUAGCGGUGGCGGUUGCCUCGGUAUCGUUCGGCGCCAUUCUAGCCAUCUUCGGCGGGCUGCUUGGCGGCGCGGUAGGCAAAGAGCAGCUGCAGGCGUGCACGCUCCUCCUGGCAUCAGCAUUCGUCGCCUCGGUGAGCUUGGGGGUGCUCACGUUCGGGACGGCGCAGGCCGAGAAGACGAAGGCGAGCACGGCGUUCGCGGCGACGGUGCUGGCGUGCUGCGGUCUUGGCACGCUCGUGCUCGCCGCGCUCGCUCUCUUCUAUCAGAUCGCAGCAUGA